ACCAGGCUAGUAUCCAACUAUAAAUUGGGAGGACAGCGGAGCGCAACACACGUCAAGCAUUCCCCUCUACAUACAGAGGACUGUGGUCAAGUUCCGCAUCGGGAGCGUUUUCGUAGGGUUUCUUGCCCUAACUCGGACAGAGAAAAUGGUGCAAACGAGAACUAUGACGAUUCGUGCUGAAUCGUCAGCUGCAGAGAAAGAUAAGAAUGAUAUCAAAGAUCAAGAACAAGAGCGCAAGCCUCGGUCACUGAAAAAGAAAAGAGGGCGCAAGCCUAAGACCGAGGUUAAUGAGGCAGAGAAGAGGGAGCUAUUGAAGGAAAUGUUAAGGGAAAGGCUUGCAGAUUGUAGUUGGAUUGACUGCCUGAUGGAUCGUUGCAGGGCGCUCAUAAAUGAGAAAGGGAUCCACGAUCUCACCUUGGACAUACUCGUGGAUGAGAUUACACCGCUAGGCAUAGCUUCUGUUCCUGGUUCGGUGAAGGAGGAGCUGUCGCAGAAAAUCGAAGCUUUUAUUGCAUCAAAGCCUAGUGGUGGAUCCACCUGAAAUCGUAUCUGCUUCCCCUAAACUCUUCAAAGCCUAAUAAUAUGUUUUUUUUCCCCCUAAUAAGGUUGUUUGAAACACUUUCAGGUGGACUUGCCAUUGAUACUGAGGAUCUGGAAUUACAUCUAAUAAUGUUUAAACCUA
Tripterygium wilfordii is the source of this 682-nucleotide messenger RNA. Its product is annotated as transcription and mRNA export factor ENY2-like. Bases 146 to 541 code for a protein of 131 amino acids. Gene Ontology annotation, cellular component: nuclear pore; DUBm complex; SAGA complex. NCBI's taxonomy places the organism in Eukaryota, Viridiplantae, Streptophyta, Magnoliopsida, Celastrales, Celastraceae. Gene Ontology annotation, molecular function: transcription coactivator activity; chromatin binding. Gene Ontology annotation, biological process: poly(A)+ mRNA export from nucleus; regulation of transcription by RNA polymerase II; positive regulation of DNA-templated transcription. The record is from RefSeq and is a predicted model, not a curated record. The transcript has 5 exons.